AAAUACUGAUAAAAUAAAAGAAAAGAAAAAAUGAGGCUGUACAACAACGCGCGCCACGGAUCCUGUGACGUCAUGCAAACCCACUAUCAUUCCCGUGACGUGAACACACAACUCGAAGGAGAAGCCCGCAAACAAGACUCCGCGCAAAGUACUUAUGCUGCAGCAGAAAAAAAUAAUCUCAUUUUAAUCGAUCUGGAACAAGUUGAGAUGAGUAGUCUUGCUUUUGUGACACAUCCAAGUGUGCGCAUUAAAGGGAGCGAAAAUGUGUACACUCCUAUCCACUGCAUGGACCAAAACUGCCCCAUAAAAACCCCUCAUCUUCAUUGCCCAUUUUGUGUGAAGACUGACAUUUACCAAGAUCCAGUCAUUUUAAAGGCACAUUACCGUGUUAAACAUGUUGACAAAGGCAUUGAGUUUGCAGGUCUCAAGAUUUUACGUUGCUGUGAUCAUUGUGACAUUGUUGGAGUAAUUAAGGGGGAGAAAAAAUUUAAAGGAGCACACUGGCACUGUUAUCGAUGUCGUAAUGGGUUCAACCGGCGGGAUGAGGCUGUGAAACAUUACAAGACACACUUCAGAAAUCCUCAGACCACAUUCCAGAUCUCUAUUACUCAGGAUCUGAAUACACCAGUCAGUUACAACCAGGAAAGCCGGGGAAACCCAGCAGUAACAACAUCAUCGUCCUCUGUGAAUAUUGCUGUGCCACAAGAAGCCAUUCACCCUGCUCUCACGCAGGCUGUAUCCUGUAUCUCCACACCCAUAACUGUCAGUGAACAAGUUGCAGUACCUUUGACCAAUGGAAAAAUACCUGAUGGUGCUUUGCAUGUGUCUAUUGCUGCGAAUGAGACUGUUGAAGGCGAGGAAGAAGAAAAUACGCAGACCAUCAUGAUCAUACAGGAAGAACAACUGGACGCAUCUCAGAUAGAUGGUGCUUUCUCUGCACAGAUUAUAGCCAGUGAAGAUGUGGAAAUCAUGGGAGAAAAGAGUUCAUCUACUAAAACCCAGGAAACAUUAGAUGUGCAAUGCAAGAGACUUGAACAAGAGAAGAACAUUCUCAGGUCAGAGGUUGCACGGCUACACAAACAUAUCCAAAAUUUGGAGGAACAACUAAAUGUAGCAAAGAAGAGAGAGGAAGAUUUAGCACAGCGAUUAGGCAUUGCAACAGAACGUGGAGUACAGGAGGUACUGCAAAGGCUGGAAAAAGAGCAUCGCGAUCUUCUCCGCCAGCAUCUCAAUGUUCUACAGCAGACAGUGUAUUCCGCUCAUUCUCCAUCUGUUCUACAAUUGACAGAUAACAAUGUUCAGCAGAUACAGGUGGUUAGCCCUGCUUCUUUCAAGGCUUUGAUGGUGAGCAGCAACAUGUCGAGAGAAAAUACUACCCAGAACCUUCCGGUAAACUCUGCCCUCGUGCAGGCGGGUGAACUUCACCUCGAGCAGAUAUCAACUGAUGAAGAUACCGGGGUAACAGCCUUGGAAAUAGCAGCAUCUGGAGCAGUGGACGGCUCAUCAAACUACAUUAUGUGUGUGAAGACCGAGGCAGGAGAGGUACAAGAAGGAAGUGUGUUAGAGGUUCACCCACGGCUUUUGCAGGAGGUGACAGAUGUGGAACCGGGUGACCAAGACAGAGGCCACCCUCCUACCUCAAAGAGACAAAAACUGCAAUGAUUGUGUGUGAAUGAUCAAAAGUGGUGAUGCAGCGAAAGUACGAGUAGUGCCAACCUUGUUGCUGUCAUCUCUUGGUUUGGCCUUUGCUACAUUUUUUUUUGUGUGUAUAUAUUACAACAAAACACGCACAUACGGGUGAAUGUGCCUAUGCAUCAUUUAUGAAUGAAACAGGAAGAGGCUGAAUGUUGAGACAUAAGGGGGAAAAUGGUGUCAGUUUAGUUUCCCACCAUCUCCACUACCACCCUUGAGUGAACAUGCAAUCAGGUAUAUUUAGAAUCAUUUUCAUUUCUCUUCAUUUGUGAGGAGCAUUUAUCAUCUUUCCUUUACCUUCUAAUGCAUAGAUUCAGACCAUACAUUUUUUUGUAUGUUUUCAUGAAUGUGAGAAAAUAUAAACCAUUUUAAUCACAA
This is a messenger RNA of Pomacea canaliculata, 2070 nucleotides long. RefSeq lists its product as uncharacterized. NCBI's taxonomy places the organism in Eukaryota, Metazoa, Mollusca, Gastropoda, Architaenioglossa, Ampullariidae. The record is from RefSeq and is a predicted model, not a curated record. The transcript is spliced from 8 exons. Bases 31 to 1662 code for a protein of 543 amino acids.